ACCAGAUAAGUCCCCAUUCUAGAAACGCAGCAGGAGCAUUGGCAUCACACCCAGGACACAAACAACCUCACGCCUCAUUUGCCAGAAGAGUUCUUGGGAGCGAGAAGUGGAAAGCUAGCGAGCUCUAGACGCAGAUCAAUGGCGACCAUAGCCACGAUGGCCAUGCUCAAGCCGGCGAAGAUCACGGCGAGAUCGGCGCCGGCGGCUCCAUCGCCGCCGUCAUCAUCCCCGAGCAUCUCGCUGCGGAAAGUAGCAGCCAAGAAACAGGGCGCCGCUCUGGCCGUGUCGCCGGCGGCUUCCGCGGCCAUGGCGGGCGCCUUCUUCAGCUCGCUGGCGACCUCCGACGCGGCGAUGGCGGCGCAGCGGGUGGCGGACAUGGCGGCGGCUGCGCCGGCGGACGACAACCGGGGCCUGCUCCUCCUGAUCGUCGUCUCCCCGGCGCUCGCCUGGGUGCUCUACAACAUCCUGCAGCCGGCGCUGAACCAGCUCAACAAGAUGCGGUCGGAGAAGGCGCUCGUGGCCGGGCUCGGGCUCGGGGCCGCCAUGGCCGCUGCCGCGCCGGAGCGGGCCUCGGCCGCCGCGGGGGAGAUCGCGGCCAUGGCGGCCGCGGCGGCGCCGGCGGACGACAACCGGGGCCUGCUGCUGCUCUUCGUGGUGGCCCCCGCCCUCGGGUGGGUGCUCUUCAACAUCCUCCAGCCGGCCCUCAACCAGCUCGAGAAGAUGCGCUCCAACUAAUCCGUUCGCGGCGCACGUCCGUCUGUUAAUUAAGUAAGGGUUUUGAGGGGUUGGUGAUGAGUAGCGUGGAUGGUGGUGUGCCUCUUUCUUUCUCUAAUCUUGUCGUGCCCUUUCAUCAAAAUGCAGUACAGCUUUCGUUUUGUCCGAAUUCUGCAAGUUUCGGAUUCUGAUGAAAACAUCCUGUGAUGAUUCUAUAACAACUGUUUGUACUAUAAGUUUAGUUCGAUUA
This is a messenger RNA of Brachypodium distachyon (stiff brome), 964 nucleotides long. RefSeq names its product photosystem II core complex proteins psbY, chloroplastic. Gene Ontology annotation, molecular function: manganese ion binding. Gene Ontology annotation, biological process: cell redox homeostasis; photosynthesis. NCBI's taxonomy places the organism in Eukaryota, Viridiplantae, Streptophyta, Magnoliopsida, Poales, Poaceae. The transcript has a single exon. Bases 139 to 735 code for a protein of 198 amino acids. Gene Ontology annotation, cellular component: membrane; chloroplast thylakoid; photosystem II. The record is from RefSeq and is a predicted model, not a curated record.